Molecule: messenger RNA, 993 nt
Organism: Cooperia oncophora
Lineage: Eukaryota; Metazoa; Nematoda; Chromadorea; Rhabditida; Trichostrongylidae
Source: the annotation of a GenBank genome assembly
AUGGAUGAUUUGGACAGUGCCCUAUUCGGAAGACCAACCGGAGUGAAGGCGAAACCGUCACUGGGAAACCUCGACUCUCUUUUCGAAGAUACUAGAAAGACGGCACCGAAAAAGGCGACGGCAGUAUCGUUUUUAGACGGAGGCUCCUCUUCCACGACAGCGCCACAUGCCCCAGGAAAAAGUGCACUGGACGACCUAUUUGCGGAAACAUCGACGACCGAUUCUGGGGCAAUUGGAACUUCAACGCCGGCACAGACUGUAGCUCGUCCUGCACGUCAACAACCAAGGAGCACUGGAACACUAGGAGCUCUGCUCGGUCCCUCUCGAAGAGAAAAGGAAGCCACACCAGCACCACCAGCGGCAGCACCGACUGCAGCUCCAACGCCCGCUGCUCCUCCAGUGCGGCCUCCAGAAGACGUACUGAGAGAGAAAAGGCUGGAAAACGAAAUAGAACGGCUCCAUCGAGAAAUUAAUGAGCUGAAGAGGCAGAAGAAGGAAGACGAAGCGGAUCUUGAGAAUUUAUGGAAGGAAAAGCUAUCGAAAAAGGAUCGUGAUUGUUCUGAUGAAUUGAAAAGUUUAGAAGACUACUAUCAAAAGCAAAUAUCCAAACUGAACGGGGAACAUGAAAAGGAGUUAGAAAAUUUGAAAACCACCUACGCUCGACAAAUAGAAGUCAUACAGCAAUCUACUGGAGAGUGGAGAGAUGUGACUACCGUGGUUAACAAGGUUGACACCUUAUCUUCCACCCUGCAUCAAUUGGCUGACAGUGUCACCACGAUCUCAGAUCGGUCACUACUUGAAAAAGAAACAAAUCUACGGAUACGAGAAGAGCAGCUAAAGGAUCGUGAGCAGAGGCUUCUCGAAGAAAAGAAUCAGUUCGAGGACGAGCGCAAGAAGGUUUACGAGCUGAACGCGAAGUUAAAUGAACUCUGCAGAGCCCAAGAAUCAAUCAUAGGACAGGGAACUCCUGAUCAUAAGAAGGGACGAGAUUAG